This is a messenger RNA of Manduca sexta (tobacco hornworm), 5420 nucleotides long. It is a transcript of the gene nompC, whose product is annotated as serine/threonine-protein phosphatase 6 regulatory ankyrin repeat subunit A. The transcript has 20 exons. The record is from RefSeq and is a predicted model, not a curated record. Bases 65 to 5281 code for a protein of 1738 amino acids. Lineage: Eukaryota; Metazoa; Arthropoda; Insecta; Lepidoptera; Sphingidae. Gene Ontology annotation, molecular function: protein binding; calcium channel activity. Gene Ontology annotation, biological process: calcium ion transmembrane transport; GPI anchor biosynthetic process. Gene Ontology annotation, cellular component: glycosylphosphatidylinositol-N-acetylglucosaminyltransferase (GPI-GnT) complex; membrane.
UCGAAUAACAGCCACCAUGUCCCGCGACCGGUGCAGUGUAACCGAGUGAUACUGGCAUGCCAGGAUGUCGCAGGCUGCCGGCAAGAAGGGCAAGGGUCCGCCGAAGAAGAACGAUGAUGACAAAAACCCACCAGCGAAACCCACGGAGGAGAAAGAUGAAACGUCUUCCAACAAUGGCGAUAAGAAAGAGGUUAAGGAAGGCAACGGAGUGGAUGUUGUCAAGCCGCCAAGCGCCGGGAUCAACAUGCGGGAAGUGGCCAGCAAGAUCCUGGUGCUGGCGCAGAAGGGAGAGUGGCCGGCUGUGGAGCAGACCCUCAAGGUCUUGGAGAAGUUAGUGGCUGCCGGUGGUGAGGAUACCGUCACGGUUCCUAUGGCCGGGAUCUUGGAUCCGACCACCGGCAUGACACCGCUAAUGUACGCAGUGAAAGACAACAGGACGUCGUUUGUGGAGCGCCUCAUUGAACUCGGCUCGGACGUGGGUGCUAGGAACAAUGACAACUACAACGUGCUGCACAUAUCCGCCAUGUAUUCCAGAGAGGACAUCGUCAAGCUGCUUUUGUCAAAAAGAGGAGUCGAUCCUUUCGCCACUGGAGGGAGCCGACAACAAACAGCAGUGCACAUUGUGGCGAGUCGACAGACUGGCACAGCGACCAGCAUACUUAGAGCUCUCCUCACUGCUGCUGGCAAAGACAUACGGCUCAGGGCAGAUGGGAGGGGCAAGAUCCCGCUGCUGCUUGCGGUGGAGGCUGGCAACCAGAGCAUGGUGCGGGAGCUGCUCAGCGCGCAGACCGCAGAGCAGCUGAGGGCAUCUACUCCUGCGGGAGAUACGGCUUUGCACCUCGCAGCCAGAAGACGAGACGUGGAUAUGGCUCGGAUACUAGUGGACUACGGGGCGGUGGUGGACGCUACCAAUGGAGCUGGUCAGACCGCCCUUCACAUAGCAGCCGCGGAAGGAGACGAACCACUAGUGAAAUACUUCUACGGAGUGAGAGCCAAUGCUGCUAUAGCUGAUAAUGAAGACCGCACUCCAAUGCAUUUGGCAGCAGAGAACGGACAUGCAGCCAUCAUCGAACUCCUGGCUGAUAAAUUCAAGGCUUCCAUAUUCGAAAGAACGAAGGACGGCAGCACGUUAAUGCAUAUUGCAUCACUCAACGGCCACGCUGACUGUGCCAUGAUGCUCUUCAAGAAAGGAGUGUACCUUCAUAUGCCAAAUAAGGACGGAGCCAGGAGCAUACACACGGCCGCGAGGUAUGGCCAUGUGGGCAUUAUCAACACACUACUCCAGAAAGGCGAAAGUGUUGACGUCACUACUAAUGACAACUACACUGCACUGCAUAUAGCGGUGGAGUCCUGCAAACCAGCGGUAGUGGAAACCUUGCUGGGCUACGGAGCGGAUGUCCACAUAAGGGGAGGGAAGCAAAGAGAAACCCCUUUACAUAUAGCUGCGAGAAUACCAGACGGUGAUAAAUGCGCAUUAAUGCUGUUAAAAUCCGGCGCUGGUCCGAAUAAGGCUACCGAGGAUGGCAUGACACCAGUUCACGUCGCGGCAAAGUUUGGAAACUUGGCUACGCUAAUACUCUUACUUGAAGACGGAGGGGACCCGUUGAGAAAAACUAAGAGUGGAGAAACACCUCUACAUAUGGCUUGUCGUAGUUGUAAGCCCGAUGUUGUCCGGCAUUUAAUAGAAUUCAUCAAAGAACAUAAAGGGGAAAAUAUUGCCAUAGCAUACAUUGACGCGGUCGAUGACGACGGAGCAAGUGCUCUACACUUCGCCUGCAAAAUUACUAAAGAAGAAGUAAAAAUACCAACAGCAGAUAGACAAGUUGUCAAAUGCCUCAUAGAGAAUGGAGCUGAUGUGUCUUUACAAACAAGGCAUAACCACGAAACAGCAUUCCAUUUCUGUGCUGUCGCCGGCAACAAUGAUGUCAUGACAGAAAUGAUAACCCACAUAUCAACAGCCGAUGUCAGCAGAGCCCUGAACCGACAAAAUUCGAUAGGCUGGACACCGUUAUUAAUAGCCUGCAAUAGAGGGCAUAUGGAACUUGUUAGCACUUUGCUCUCAAAUCAUGCAAGAGUGGAUGUUUUUGAUGUAGAAGGUCGAUCAGCGUUACAUUUAGCAGCGGAACAUGGGUACUUACAAGUAUGCGAUGCGUUACUAACAAACAAAGCUUUCAUAAAUUCAAAAGCAAGAAAUGGCAGGACAGCACUUCAUUUGGCAGCUAUGAAUGGUUUCGCGCAUUUGGUUAAAUUUUUAAUAAGAGAUCAUAAUGCUGUGAUCGAUGUUUUAACUUUAAAGAAACAGACACCUUUACAUUUGGCCGCUGCGAGUGGACAAAUGGAAGUUUGUAAACUUUUGCUAGAACUCGGAGCGAAUAUAGACGCGACUGACGAACUCGGUCAGAAACCCAUUCAUGCGGCAGCGCAAAGCAACUACUCGGAAGUUGUUCAAUUAUUUCUACAACAACAUCCGAACUUAGUGAUGGCGACAACAAAAGAUGGAAACACGUGUGCCCAUAUAGCAGCAAUUCAAGGAUCAGUGAAAGUGAUCGAAGAAUUAAUGAAGUUCGACAGGACUGGAGUUAUUUCAGCGAGAAAUAAAUUAAACGAUUCUACGCCACUGCAAUUAGCUGCCGAAGGAGGCCACGCAGAUGUUGUAAAAGUGUUAGUGAGAGCAGGAGCGUCGUGUACUGAAGAAAACAGAGCUGGAUUAACAGCUGUGCAUUUGGCAGCAGAACACGGCCAUACAAAUGUAUUGGAUGUUAUGCGAUCAACUAAUACUUUGAGAAUAUCUAGUAAAAAAUUAGGAUUAACGCCACUUCAUAUAGCCGCAUAUUAUGGCCAAGCUGAAACAGUUCGGGAGUUGUUAUCUCACGUUCCCGGAACCGUUAAGUCAGAAGCUCCCUCGGGGGUAUCUUUAGUCCCAGAGUUGGGAGCAGAGUCUGGGUUGACGCCACUACAUUUAGCGGCUUACAAUGGUAAUGAGAAUGUUGUGCGAUUACUUCUCAACUCUGCUGGAGUUCAAGUGGAUGCGGCUAGUAAUGAAAAUGGGUACAAUCCACUUCACCUCGCGUGCUUUGGAGGCCAUAUGUCUAUCGUCGGCCUUUUGCUUAGCAGAUCUGCAGAAUUACUUCAAAGCACGGACAGACAUGGAAAAACUGGUUUACAUAUCGCAUCGACGCACGGACAUUACCAAAUGGUAGAAGUGUUGUUAGGUCAAGGCGCAGAAAUCAACGCCACAGACAAAAAUGGCUGGACACCACUCCAUUGUGCUGCUAAAGCUGGACAUCUAAACGUCGUGAAGUUAUUAUGUGAAUCUGGAGCAUCGCCAAAAAGCGAAACUAAUUUAAACUGUGCGCCUAUUUGGUUUGCCGCGUCGGAAAACCAUAAUGACGUGCUUGAAUACUUGCUACAUAAGGAACACGAUACGCAGUCCCUUAUGGAUGACAAACGAUUCGUGUACAACCUCAUGGUGUGUUCCAAGAAUCACAACAAUAUCCCGAUUGAGGAGUUUGUGUUGGUGUCGCCGGCUCCAGUAGACACCGCAGCCAAAUUGUCCAACAUUUACAUCAACUUAUCCACUAAGGAAAAGGAGCGUGCCAAAGACCUUAUAGCGGCGGGUAAACAAUGCGAGGCGAUGGCCACCGAACUGCUUGCGCUAGCGGCCGGUGCAAACUCUGCCGGUCACAUCCUAACCGCCACUGACAACAGAAAUAUUGAAUUCCUCGACGUUUUAAUAGAGAACGAACAAAAAGAGGUCAUUGCCCAUACCGUGGUCCAAAGAUAUCUUCAGGAACUCUGGAGAGGGAGCCUCAAAUGGACUGGCAUCAAAAUUAUGUUCCUUUUUGUCGCGUUCAUAAUAUGUCCACCAGUUUGGGUGGUGUUCUCUCUUCCAUUAGGCCAUAAAUAUAAUAAGAUACCAAUAAUUAAAUUUAUGUCGUAUUUAACAGCGCACAUAUACCUUAUGAUAUUGUUAGCGCUAGUAGCUAUAACGCCUAUUUAUAAUUCUAUAUUUAGAGAGAGUCUGGUGCCGAGGUGGUAUGAGUGGAUGUUACUCAUAUCUUUAAGUGGUCUUCUAUUAUUUGAACUUACUAACCCCAGUGAUAAAUCUGGUCUAGGUUGGAUAAAGAUAGCUGUAUUAUUAAUAGGUAUGAUAGGCGUAGCAACACACGUUAUUGGUUGGAUAUUUGUUCUACCCAAGUAUUGGCCCACGUUAAUGUACUGUAGGAACCAGUGUUUUGCGUUAUCAUUUCUAUUAGCGUGCGUUCAAAUAAUGGAUUUCCUAUCGUUCCAUCACCUGUUCGGACCGUGGGCGAUCAUUAUCGGGGAUCUAAUGAAAGAUUUAGGAAGAUUUCUCGCCGUGUUAGCAAUAUUCGUAUUUGGCUUUUCAAUGCACAUAGUAGCAUUGAAUCAGCCGUUCAGAAAUAUAAAUAAAGCCGAGGACAAUAAGUACGCGCGACAAGCAAGACGGAAGCUCUUCUCCGACGACACUCUACGAAUGAAACGUCAAGUACUCGAUACGCCGUGGCUAAAUAAACUGCCCGGCGAGUCUUACAGACGGAAACAAGGUCCAGCGGGACCGACGUUGUCACCGGUCGAGGCGUUCGAGAAAUUGUUCUUCGCCCUUUUCGGCCAGAUCACGUUGUCCGACCUGAACUACGUGUCGAGCUUGCGACCGUACUGGACGUCGAACCUGUUCAAGUUCGUGUUCGGCGCCUACUUACUGAUGUCUGUCGUCGUAUUGAUAACGCUCCUCAUUGCGAUGAUGUCGGACACUUACCAACGAAUACAGGCCCAAUCAGACAUAGAAUGGAAGUAUGGCCUGUCGAAGUUGAUUAGGAAUAUGCACAGGACAAACACAGCUCCAUCUCCACUGAAUUUGGUCACUACCUGGUUGAUGUGGCUUAUAGCUAGGUGUAGAGAAAGGCUUAGUAAGAAGAAGAGGCCCAGCCUAGUGCACAUGAUCGGUCUUCAGCGACAGGAUCAGAUGAGUGCCAGGUCUAAAGCUGGGGCCAAGUGGUUAUCCAAGGUCAAGAGAGGACAGGUCGUACCUAAAGAUUCAACGCGACUAUCAGUCGUCCAUCUCAGUCCUUUGGGAUCUCAGCUCAGCUUCAACAACGCCACCAGGAUAGAAAACGUGGUGGACUGGGAGGUGAUCGCGAAGAAAUACCGCGCACUUACCAGAGACGAGCCUGAGGAACCACAAGCAGUUGAAAAUGAGGCUGACACCGCAGACGAUGUGUCGGAAAUCGUGCCUAACAACAUAUCCGCAGCACCGCCUUGAACUUAUACUUUUAUUCAUUGAAGGCGGCAUAAUUUUAUCUUUAAAAAGUUUUUAUUUAACAAAAAAUAUUACACCCAAUUCUUCAUGUAGUAACAGUAAAUACCAUAAGAAUUGCCACGCAAAGACAUAGAACAGAAAA